Messenger RNA from Penaeus vannamei (Pacific white shrimp), 1630 nucleotides. RefSeq names its product UPAR/Ly6 domain-containing protein crok. The record is from RefSeq and is a predicted model, not a curated record. Lineage: Eukaryota; Metazoa; Arthropoda; Malacostraca; Decapoda; Penaeidae. Gene Ontology annotation, biological process: sleep; positive regulation of voltage-gated potassium channel activity; regulation of synaptic transmission, cholinergic.
ACCUUGCAUCCAAACAACAAAACGAAAACAAGGAGGAAAAGUUAUCUGUUCUAAAGAUGGAAAAAACAGUGCUCUAUUUCACACUCUUUCUCUUUCUCAGUAUCAUUUACGAAACCGGGGCAAUAAAAUGCUACCAGUGCUCGACCGAUGAGGAUCCAAAAGGAAGAGAUCUGUGUGGCGCAUAUGAAUACUUUGACGAGGAAGCCCACAUCCCUGUUGACUGCUUCCAGGAGGAAUCUGUGACCCCAGGGACGUUCUGCGUCAAGAUCACCAAGCAGUCUCCACGCAUGUUUAUCUGGGAUGGCCGCUGGCGCACUGUUAUCCGCCGCUGUUCCUCAGUCACAGAGACUGGAGUGACAAACGUAUGCAACUGGGGUGUGGACCUGAAUGGUGUCUAUUGGGAGGAAUGUUAUUGCACCUCUGACGGGUGCAAUGGCUCAUCCGCAUUGACAGUCAGCUUUUCUCUCAUUGCUGCUGCUCUGGUAGCUUCCGUUUGGAUGAGGUUAUAAGGAAAGAAGCAGGAAGGGUUUAUGUGAUAGGAGUUGAUACUGAGUGUGUGGUACGUCUGUUCAAAAGUAUUUUUUUGUGUGUAGCUUUUUUAUACAUGGAGAAAAUGGAACUUUGUUAUCCAUAUUUUUAAAAUGAAUUUCCGUCCAUUUUGAUACAGCUGGUGAAAUAUGAUAUGUGAAGUGAAGUGUAAAAGGAGUGUUGUUCCUUUUGUUUGUUUUUAUGUUUUGAAUUAGGUUACUGUUUACCUGUUGGAAGUUGAAUAUGUUUUAACUCAAUUUUAUGGGAAAGCAUAUCAUAGGGAAGAAUUAUUUAAAAUUUAAAUUUAAAUUUAAAAUUUAAAAUUUAAAAAUGAAAAAUGCCAAAUUUGUAUGGCUAAUAUAUUUUUUAUGUUAUUCAGAACUUAUAAGUAGGAAUAGAUUAAAUGGUUACUAUUACAAAACAGUAUCUCAUUGAAACUAGAAUCUCAUUCAAAAUGAUCUUUUAAAAGCAUGUUGUUUAAAAAGUCAGCAUGUAAAAGCUAUAGUUAUUAUUAUUAUUGUUAUUAUGCUUUAUUUUCUUCAUUUUCCCAUUUUUAUUUUACUCUUGUUUAUUAUUAUUAUAAUGAUUAUUAUUGUUAUUAUUUUCUUUUUCCUUUUUUAGAUCUUAGAAUACUUGCCUGUAUCUUACCUUAUUGUUGAUGUCCGUCUGGAGUUGUCACUGUGAGCCAGUCCAUCCUUAAUUCCAGUUUAGAGCUCAGAUAUUGGAUUCAGCCAGGUGGACCAUUGUUGGUGUAAGGGUGGACAUCCAGUUCGGCAAAGAUGGCAGUACCAAAACCAAAGUUCCAAAAGGGUUUUCCACUAUGUUUGAUUUUUGGCAGAAAGUAGGAUAAGUUUAAGAAUUGAGGUCAGUUCUUUUAGGUCUUAUAUAAAAUGUAUUUCCCUUUUCUGCAAAUUCUGUUUUAUUUUCAUAAAAUACUUUUCUGUCUGUUUUACAUUCUCCUGGAUUGUUCAUUAUGUUGAAAGAAGAGGUAACAAAAAUUUAAAGGUUAAAAAGCUAAAAAUGAUUUCUAGGUAUUAUUUGAAAAUUAUUUUAUACCUAAGUGUAUUUUAUAUUGAACAGUCUAUUAAAUUAUGUAUGUUUA